This is a messenger RNA of Lonchura striata (white-rumped munia), 5186 nucleotides long. It is a transcript of the gene UVRAG, whose product is annotated as UV radiation resistance associated. Gene Ontology annotation, biological process: SNARE complex assembly. Gene Ontology annotation, molecular function: SNARE binding. The record is from RefSeq and is a predicted model, not a curated record. Lineage: Eukaryota; Metazoa; Chordata; Aves; Passeriformes; Estrildidae. Gene Ontology annotation, cellular component: lytic vacuole; endosome.
GCGGCGCUGCGCCCGCCCCCCGGCACUGCGGUAAUAUGGCUCCGUAGCGGGCGGCCGGCUCGGCGCUGCUGCCGCCAUUAACCCCUGCGCGCCCGGCGGCCCCGGGGAGUGGAGCGGGGAGCCUCCGUGAGGAUGACCUCGGCUGCCAGUCCCGCCGCGUUACCGCCCGGCUCCGCCGCCCGCGCCCUGCAUGUGGAGCUGCCUUCGCAGCAGCGCCGUCUUCGUCAUCUUCGGAAUAUUGCUGCACGUAACAUUGUUAAUAAGAAUGGUCAUCGCCUCUUGGAUACAUACUUCACUCUUCACUUGUGUGAUAAUGCCAAGAUCUACAAAGAAUUUUAUAAGAGCGAGGUGAUCAAGAAUUCUCUGAAUCCAACAUGGAGAAGUCUGGACUUUGGAAUAAUGCCUGAUCAUCUUGAUACCUCUGUCUCCUGUUUUGUUGUGAGGAUCUGGGGUGGCAAGAAGGAACACUUUCAGCUUUUGAUUGAAUGGAAGGUCAAUUUAGAUGGGUUAAAGUACUUGGGCCAGCAGAUCCAUGCAAGAAACCCAAAUGAGAUUAUUUUUGGUCUCAAUGAUGGUUAUUAUGGAGCUUCAUUUGAACAGAAGGAUCACUCAGGUACCCUGAAGAACAGUCUUCUCCAGGUGGAUCAGAACUGUGUUCGUAACUCUUACGAUGUCUUCUCUUUGCUUAGGCUUCACAGAGCUCAGUGUGCAAUUAAACAGACUCAGGUAACUGUUCAGAAAAUUGGAAGGGAGAUUGAAGAAAAGCUGAGAUGUACAUCUACAAGGAAUGAACUGAAAAAGGAGAGUGAAUGUUUACAGUUGAAGAUCCUGGUGCUACGUAAUGAACUGGAGCGACAGAAGAAGGCCCUUGGUCAAGAAGUAGCCUUGUUGCAUAAGCAAAAAAGUACUUUGCUUGACAGAGAAAAUGCAUUUGGGACUGAAUACCAGAAACUUGAAGAGCAUAAUGAAUCUCUAUAUGAAUUAAGAAAGGAAUGCACUGCUAAGAGAGAACAGUUUUUGAAGAUAAAUGCCCAGCAGACUAUUCGAUGCAAGCAGUUGCUGUCGGAGCUAUCCUACAUCUACCCUAUUGAUUUGAACAACCAAAAGGAUUACUUUGUUUGUGGAGUCAAGCUUCCAAAUUCUGAAGACUUUCAAGCAAAAGAUGAUGGAAGCAUUGCUGUUGCCCUGGGCUAUACUGCUCACCUAGUUUCCAUGAUAUCCUUCUUCUUACAAGUGCCACUCAGGUAUCCUAUAAUUCACAAGGGCUCCCGGUCUACAAUCAAAGAUAAUAUAAAUGACAAGCUGACGGAAAAAGAGCGAGAAUUUCCUUUAUAUGCAAAAGGAGGGGAGAAGCUUCAGUUUGAAUAUGGAGUUUAUCUUCUCAACAAAAAUAUAGCACAGCUUAGAUACCAGCAUGGGCUGAGUACUCCAGAUCUAAGGCAAACUCUUCCUAACCUGAAAAAUUUCAUGGAGCUUGGGCUGAUGGUUAGGUGCGAUCGGCACCAUAUAUCCAGUGCAAUUCCUGUUCCAAAGAGACAGAGCUCUAGCUUUGGCAGAUUGGAUAUCGGCUUUUCCAGUGGGCUUCCUUCUCCAGAUAAAGGACUCCGAAAACGAGCCAGCACAGGAAGCGAGAGACUAGAGUACAAAACUCCUCCUCCUAGUUACAACUCUGCUUUAACACAGCCUAUUGCUGUCACAGCCUGUGUUGGAGAGCUGGAUAAAAAACCAGGACCCAUAUGUUCUUCCUUGGACACCUCUAUGGACUCCUCCAAAAGAAAUACCAAAAAAGGCCAGGACUUGUGCAGUAGUUUAAAUGGAGAAAAUGGAAGCCUAAACAAUACCCAAGACAGGCAGGAAUCUUUCCUAGGACGUUCUAGUGCAAUAAAUGGGGCAUUUCUGCCUGGUGAGUGCUCUGACACCAUGAACAACGAGCAGCCCUGUGAGUUUCAGCCCUCACUGAGCCCUGUGCUUUGCUGCACUGUGGAGCAGGCAGAGGAGAUCAUGGGUAUGGAAGCAACAGGGUUCAGCACAGGAGAUCAGCUGGAAGACUUUACCUCCAUCCCAGUGGAACACGCUGUAGCAGUUGAGUGUGAUGAACAAGUCCUAGGGGAGUUUGAGGAGUUCUCUCGAAGGAUCUGUGCACUGAAUGAGAACAUGUCCAGCUUCCGCAGACCUCGUAAAAGUUCGGACAAGUGAGCUCGGAUGGAGAUUUGAUAGCAGACAUUGAAGUGAAAUCAGUGAUCUGUAUAGAAAUAAAAUUGCACUUAUUCUUUAUAUUAAUUAUGAAAAUAAAAAAGCUAAAGUUGUUCCUAUGGUGUUAGACAAAUGGACUUGAGCACAAUAACACAGGAUCAUGGUGUAUUCACAGCCCAGGUAACUUCAUUCUGCUUUAAGUCCUUUUAUGUUUGGUAUUUAUAAUCUGUUGGAGGUUUUGUGUUUUUUUUGUUUUUUCUUCUUGGGCAUUGGAACCCAUUUAUAAAAGCUUUUCUGAAAACAACUUCUAGUGCUGAUCAGCCCCUUCUAUGAAUGUUUGUUAUGUUCUUAAUUAUUAUUUAGAGUUAAAUUUAUUUUAAUCUUUUCAGAAGAAAAACCCUUUAAUAUAUUUUUAUGGUAAGAUGUCUUUACAUUCUCCCAUGUAUUCCUGUGUUUGCUUGAGCAAUGUAGUCAGUAUUAGAGAAAUACCAUGAAUUUGCUACAGUUGGACAACUUUAUUUUGGCUGUACUCUGUAGCCUUUGAAGUUCUAGUUUGCACUGAGAAGUCUUCAGUUGGCAGUGUGAACUUGAUAGAGAAUGAGCACCUGUGUGAUUUUUUGCAGUUUCCUUGCACCUGGUUAAUCAGAAGUGACAUUUGGGAGUUUUUCCACUCCUCUUUUCCUCCAUACUUGCUCUUCCUACCAGUGGAAACCUUGAGGAGUAAAUCACCUCUAAGGUGAUUAUUACACAGAUUUUUUUUCUGUUUAAUAAUCUCAGCCUGACCAUUCCCCAAUUAGGUUGGGCACAGAUCUCAUUAGAAGGGACUUAACGAGCCCAGUACCAACAUGGGGUUCAGCUGCUACCCUCCAAGGUGUGCAGUGGGAGCAGUGUGCCAUGAGACACUUCAGACAUCUUCCAAAAAACCCAGACUGGGAAUGAAGCACUUUGGAAUUAGGUGAAUGUGUGGAAUUGCUCCAUCCUCUGUAAAAAGGAGGCACUUAACAUAAUUCAUCUGAUUUUUUUUUUUUUUUAACCAUCUAUACUUUGAGGGAAGAAACUUCCAGUAUUUGCUGGAGGUGCAUUUUGCUGUUGGAUAGGUUACCACUGCCACACGUGUUCAGCUGCACUAAUGAGAAAGCAAUUUGCAGCCUUCUUUGUGAUUCCUGGUAUGUAUUUCAGUUUGGAUUUCAUUGCUCUUGAUUUCUAUAUUGUAUACCCAAGAAUCUGAGCUCAGUUGUGAGCUCUGAAAUAUAAAAGUAUAUAGCAGAAUAAAAAUAAUUCAUCUUGUCUGGCUUUUUUUAUCUCUCCCUGUUUUGUUUUCUUUUGAACCCACAACGUAGUCUUUUCCUAACUUCACUGUAAGGCUAGCUGAAAUUAACUUUUUAAAAAUACUGAUAUGUAUAAUCUCAGCUUUCUGUUAUCAAAACAAGACAUGUUUGUGAGAACCAGUAUACAUAAUAGCACUGUUCUAGAAUAUGCAUUUUUCCAGGUAAUGCCUUAAUGAUUGUAUUAAAACUAUAUUCACAUUUCUUCAAUUAGCUUUUAAUGGUUGUGUCCACAGUUGAGUGGUUGGAUAGAGCCUCUCUGCAGCAAUUUGCUGGCUUCAGUCUGUCCCAGGAUGAUGUGCUAGAUGGGAGUACUUGGAUACUUUGAUUUUGAGACACUGAACAUGAUUUCAGGUACAGACUUGGACACAUCUGUGAGUAUCUCCUCCCCCACAUUAGCUCCUCUGUUCAAACCUCAUGAAAACUUCCCCAAAGGAAGUGCUACAGAAGCUCAAAGCACUGCCAUCAUCUUUGGAAAGGAACAGGUAGGAAGCUCUUGCUGUCAUUUUGCCUACAGAAGGAAAAAUAAACACCUGAAAGAACAGCACUUUGUAGUGAUGAGCAUAACAUAUUCUGUCCUGGGCCCUGUACCAUCUUCUGAUACCAGUAUAAAUUCAGGUGAAAUUCAGUAACUUUGGGUCAGUUUUGCACCCUGUGGGAUGGGAUCUGCCACGCUCGAGGCAGCACGGGCCUGUUUGUACACACACUCGUGCUCCUAUAGAACAGAAAACCAUUAGCUUGUGUGUGAUGAUGACUUUUCAAAGCAGCCCAAAGAGUAGUUGUGAAGUCACUGUGUUUCGUAGGUGAACGUGGAGAGUCUCAGCACAAUUUAGCAGCUUGUGAAAUUAGGUUUGCACAGCAUCAUGGGACUUUUUUUUUUCCAUUAGUUGUUUAUUUCUCAGGUUGCACAAACCAAAUGAAGUCUGGUUCUCCUCCCCAAUGUUGUGUUGCUGUUCCUGUUUAACCCUUGUAAUUGGUAAUGUGCUAAACACUAUGGUUAAUUUUUGUAUCUGUUGCACAAAGCUGCUCAGAUGGGCUUCCUAUGGCUGUAUCUUUAAGGUAGCCUUAAAUUAUUCCUGUAUUUCUCUUCCACUUCUACCACUUUCCUUGUAGCAGGUGGUGUGUGGUGGGACAGCAUCACAGGGCUGAUGAAGCAUAGACCAGCUCCUUGUGGCUGUGAGGAAGAGGGUUGUACAGACUGCAGCCAUGUCAUAGCUUUCUCCUUUUGGUGGGGUUUGUUUUUUUUUUUUUUUUGACCCCCUGUAAAUUACCUUGGAAAUAGUUGUAGUGGAAGGGAAACAAACAGGAGGUUUGAGGGUGAGAUAAUGGAUCACAGUGUACUUUAAAUUUCCAAGAGCCUUUCAGUUCCUGCACAGCUGUGGCACUUAAGUCUGCAACUGUCUUCAAAUUGAGAAAGCAUUUCAUUGCAAUCUCAGUCUAAUCCCUCAUUAGAAAUCCUUAAGAUUUUUGAGCAUAUUAGUUUUGGAGUAUCAGAUCCCACUAUAUUUUUAUAGCAAGCACAACAGCAUUGAUUUAUCCUUGCUUGAUCAGGUAUCUAAAAUAAGUGAGACUAGAAUAUCAUAUAGUAAAUGACACAUUAAAACUAUGUUGGCAAUUGCAGGAAAGCUCAUCUGUCUUUAUAAAAUAAAAUUUAUUUGUAUCUCUCAA